GUAUAGCAAAAUAAUAAUAUCUGUAUUGGGAAUUUAAAACUGAUUCUCACUGCCUUUAGUCAUGUGGCAAGGACCACCGGAGGAAGACAAUAUCUAUGAAGGUGAAAUUCGAUACGAAAAUAACCAAGUCACCAUCGGAAAUGUGCCAAGACCUCCCCUCAGAGGCCCCCCAGGAGGACAAAUACAAAGAGAGGGCGAAUGCAGUAAUAAUCCACAGCAGCAAAACAAAUCUGCUUCGUCGAAUCGAGACGAACAACAUGAGGCAACUAUUUUAAAAUUUGGGAUUGUUGUUGUCGUCUUGUCUGUCCUUAUUAUCCUGCUGUUGGUAGGACUGUUCAUACAAAUUGUUCAACAUCAAGGGAAGACUACAACAGGCGGGAGUGGAAAUUCAGAUCAACAAUGUCACACAAACACAUCUGUAUCCAACGGUUUCACUGUUUCUUCCUUGGAGAAAACGCUGAAUCAACUUGUAGCCGACAGAAAAAGCGGUCCGGUGAAAUCCUGCCACGAAUUGAAGAAGUUGGGUUUCAAGGCCGAUGGUGUUUAUUACAUACAAACUGAUAAGGAUUAUCCUAAAACCGAGGUUUACUGUGACAUGACGUCUGAUGGCGGUGGAUGGACUUUAGUAGCAAGCGUGCAUGAAUCAGAUAUUUCCGUGAAAUGCGGAUCAGAUGAUAUGUGGUCACGAUAUGGUCUGAUAAAUGAAGUGGCAUACCCAGACAAGACCAACUGGGAAGGUCAUAAAAUUUUUGGAAAUAUUUUCAAAUGUACUUCAGAUGACUACAAAAAUGAUGCAUAUCAUAAUAUGCAGGUUGAAAACAUCAUGAUUUGGCACGUUCCUUCUAAAUUAUCGUUGACUACAAUGAAGCAAGAAGCCUACCUUCGUUAUAGAACAACCAAUAAGUUUAUGAAAAAUUACGGUGGAAACUUGAAGAAUCUAUACGAAAAGCAUUUCCCGUUGAAGAAAUUAGACAGUCCAGCUGAAGAUGUUCUUGAAGCUUUGGCAAAAAAGGCGGGAAAUAUUAGAAGACAAAUACCAGAUUGGUACGACUACACAUAUGGAGACAAUCCUACCCAAAUAAACGAUGAAAAAAUGUACUCGCCAUAUGGAAAUCAGGUAAGCGCCACUGGAUGUGGAACUAUAACUUACGGGCGGAUAGAAAAAAGAUCCGAGGGGUAUUUUUGUGGAUCCAGGAUGACAAAGCCUUUCUUGUUCGUACAAGUUAUUUCAAACGAAAUGCGGACAUAUACCUACAUUUACACUCAGGUGCAAUCUUACCGUCCAAACAGUAAUGAAGCAUUCACAUCUCUCAGCAACAACAUUACCAACGGAGAUUACAAACUUCAAUAUCAUUCUUUGCAAUUUUCUUCGCCCGGUAUUCCAACAGCAUGCGAAUUUCACUUCGUUGUAUCAAAUAUUAAUUGGGGAUCCGUCGAGCCAUCAAAAUUUGAACGAACAUAUCAACACAAUCCAUCAACUUAUAGAAAAAACAAAUAUCAAAUAGACGGAUACCCUUCAAAUGUCGUUAUGGGAUACAUUCUUUUAGCAAGGGAUAAUGGGCAAAACAUAUCUACAGAGCACACUGAUCAAGUUGCUAAUAUUAUCCUGGAAUCUAUAAUGACAGUUCCAAAACUAUUUAUCGGCGACAGGGCAUCAAAGAUUGUUAAUUCCCUCUACGCAAGAGCACCUCAAAUGAGAGUGGCAAUCCCGGAUUAUUAUUAUUAUUAUAGAGUCAGCUACAAUAGAAUAUACGACAUUAACAUGUACUCCGGUACUGGAAAUGAAGUAUACGUUGGAAGCUCACUUGAACAUAAUAGGUUGCAAUAUGGGGAAACUAGACGAAUGGAUAGAGACAGAUCACUGGUCAAAACCAAAACUUCUCAACCGUUUAUCAUGAUAAAUGUUAUCUCAAACGAAGAUAGAGUGAUCAAAUAUUACUACACACAAAUCAAUUCACGACGAAACAACGAUGAGGACAUAGUCAGUCAGUUGCAGAACAACGUUACCUACGGAAAUUAUAAACUACAGUAUAACUUGAUCCAAUUCUCUCACGAAAACCAACCGACUCCGGUUGAAUUUCAUUUCACCGUGUCUAACGUUGCAAGUAUACGGAAAAUUCCCUUCUGGUUCCAAUCACUAUUGACAAAGGAAGCAAUGAUCAAAUCAUGGAGAUGA
Messenger RNA from Styela clava, 2176 nucleotides. The record is from RefSeq and is a predicted model, not a curated record. Lineage: Eukaryota; Metazoa; Chordata; Ascidiacea; Stolidobranchia; Styelidae.